AUGGCCUUUUCGCAACACCAUCCAUCGGCGCGCUUCUCCGAGCUGCCUAUCGUACUGGUCCCCGAUGUCGACGACGACCACACCACGGGUCCGGAGGCGCCCUCGGAGGCUGUUGCGCCGGGCCCAGAGGAAGCACAGCCACCGCCCGCUCCGCAACACCCCAUCCCGUCCAUGCAGCAAGCGUUUGCAGAGUCGCUUGUGGAGGCUACACAGGGACAAGCCGCGAGCAAGCCGAAGCUGCGUACUGGCGAUGCCAAAGCACGGCGGGUCGAGCUACUCGACGGUGCCAGGUCGGAUCCGCACCCAACCGCCUUGUGGCGCUGUCGGCCCGGUCAGAAGACACAUGAGCUGUGCAGGCUGAUGGCGCAGAUCUCGUUUGGCGUCUACCUGCUGCUGAACGGCAUGGCUAACAGCCAGAUCCUGGUCGUUUCCAUCCUCCAGGGGCACAUCGACGAGGUGGACGAGUUCCUAGAGACGACGCUGGAGGACAUGGACCUAGCGAUGAAAGAUAUGGAGGAGCGCAUCAAGCACCUCAAGCUGCCGAUGGACAACAUUGACGUCUUCGAGCGGAUGUUGGAGGAUCGCAACUUCCGUAUGCAAAUUCUGGAUCGGAACCAGAAAAUCGAGCACAUUCUGGCCCGCACUCAACUUGCGCUGAAGCAGACGACGCAAGACCUCUCCGAAGGCCUCCUGGCAACCAGGGAAUUCACGAUAUACCUGGCCGAGCAGCAACAUGGAAGCUGGCGGCGGGAACGCCCCGAUGUGAUCGACAUUUUCGAUGCCAUGAAGGGGAAUACAGACGGGUGGUUCAACGCCUUCAUGGACCUGCAAGCAAAGGGGAGUACGCUGAAUGCCCUGAUCGUCCGGUUGAGCGACAUCGUCUCUGAGAUGGAGCGGAGGGCAGGCGAAGUCAGCCGCAAGACUCGGUUCAGCGUUCAGCCUUAUACGUCUCCUAGGCAUAGCCCUCAGCCGUCAGAUGCGUCGUCUGUCACGACCCCUCCGACUUCUCCGCCGCCAAGGAAGGUCCCGAAAUCACCACCCCGACUCUCGUUACGUCUCAGCACUCUAAACGCAGUUCAACUGUCAAUCGAUGAUGACAUUGAAGCAACGACGACGCGGGAUGAGACGACGGAGCAACAAGGUGGGCAUGUGGCGACGCCCCGAUCACUUCUGAUGGUAACCUCGAGGUCACCACCGCCCGAGUCGCCUGCCGAACCGUCUCCGGAAUCGCUGGAGAAUCUGCCGUCACAAUCACUUCCUCCUCGAAGUCCACGGCGGCUUUCUGAGCGGCCGUCGGCGUUGCUUGAUGCUCCUAAACUUGAAACUCCCCAUGAAGCCAACGAAGAGGAUGAGAGUGGCGAGUUGCCGUUGUUUAUCUUGCAACCAAGAACAUACACGCCCCAGCCGCCCACUCCACAGCCGUCGCCCCGUAUCGUUGAUGAGCGGCCCAAGGCGCAGGCAGAGCGGCAAAGGCCAAUAGUUGGGUCCUCGGCGUCUUCAGUUGAGUCCAUGGCGCAACUAACGGUCGAACACGCUAAACCCCGAGUCGAACAACUACCGUCGAAGGCACAAGCAUACAGGCCAAAGGUCGUGAACAUCGGAUCAAAGGCGGAUCUGAAGGCCGUCUCCUCCCAACCGAAACCUGGGCCGGACCCGGCUCAAGCGCCAGAAUUGGUCAUACCGCUGGAUCAUGAAGAGCAGCCGAGACCGAGGACUUCGCUGCGUCAACGCAUUUCGCUGAAAACGAAUCCUCCGGACUCUAUACAGAUUCUUCCCGCAAGCACCUUCGAACCGCAGCGGCCGUUUCACACGAUUGCUCGAGCCCAGCAAGCCCCUGAUUCCGCAUACGGGUCCGAUUUGGAGCGGGCCCCCGUCAACUCCAUGACAUCCAUCAACUCCUCGCUGGCGGACUUUACCCCGCCUUUCAUUCACCCUGGCAUGAUUCCGUCACCGCACUCUGAAAGGCAAUUUUUCCGACCAGUGCAGGCCAGCCCGUACUCGCCGCUGCAGCAGAGGCCACAUACAUCCCACACCAUUAACGCGCACCGUUUUCCAGCGCCGCCGAGGCAUACGCCCUCGGCUAUGGGCAUGAGUGUCAUGAGCAGCGGAACGUCCAUUGCUAACCAGACGGUUGGUGGGAAAACGGUAAAGAAGAAGCGCAGCGCAUUCGGCUGGCUGAAGAAGGCCUUCACUCUGGACGAAGAGGAGCGCGCUGUGUUUGAGCAAAGGAAGAGAGAGCAGCUCGCCAACCCAUAUAAUGAACCACCGACCCAACAGUUUCUGGACGGCAAACGCAUUCGACCUCGUCCGGCGUACUAG
This is a messenger RNA of Chaetomium strumarium, 2319 nucleotides long. RefSeq lists its product as uncharacterized. NCBI's taxonomy places the organism in Eukaryota, Fungi, Ascomycota, Sordariomycetes, Sordariales, Chaetomiaceae. Bases 1 to 2319 code for a protein of 772 amino acids. The transcript has 3 exons. The record is from RefSeq and is a predicted model, not a curated record.